Messenger RNA from Trichechus manatus latirostris (Florida manatee), 791 nucleotides. It is a transcript of the gene UPK2, whose product is annotated as uroplakin 2. Lineage: Eukaryota; Metazoa; Chordata; Mammalia; Sirenia; Trichechidae. Gene Ontology annotation, biological process: epithelial cell differentiation. The coding region runs from base 60 to 614 and encodes 184 amino acids. The record is from RefSeq and is a predicted model, not a curated record. Gene Ontology annotation, cellular component: apical plasma membrane. The transcript is spliced from 5 exons.
UUCUAGAAGCCACAGCGUGCCAGGGCCCAUUCUUGCUCCCAGCCCAGCCAUCACCACCCAUGGCAUCCCUGCUGCCCGUCCGGACCUUGCCCUCGAUCCUGAUCCUGCUGGCGGUCCUAGCCCCAGCGGCUGUAGACUUCAACAUCUCAAGCGUCUCUGGUGUGCUGUCCCCUGCGCUAACGGAGAGCCUACUAGUUGCCUUGCCCUCCUGUCACUUCACAGGGGGCAACGCCACGCUGAUGGUCCGUAGAGCCAAUGACAGCAAAGUGGUAAAAUCCAGCUUCGUGGUGCCUCCAUGUCGCGGGCGCAGGGGGCUAGUGACUGUGGUGGACAGUGGGGCUGGCUUCACGGUCACUCGGCUCCGUGCAUACCAGGUGACAAACCUCGUACCAGGAACCAAAUACUACAUUUCCUACCUAGUGAAGAAGCGGACAUCCACUGAAUACAGUAAAGAGAUCCCAAUGUCCACACUUUCUCGAAGGAAGAUGGAGUCCAUUGGGUUGGGAAUGGCCCGAACAGGGGGCAUGGUGGUCAUCACAGUGCUGCUCUCCAUCGCCAUGUUCCUGCUGGUUGUGGGCUUCAUCAUCUCCCUGGCAUUGGGUGCCCAAAAGUGAAAAGGCCUGCACUGAGCAGCAGGCUCCUCCAGGAAGCCCAGGGCACUGUCUACUUCCCCAGCCCAGGGCUUUGCCUUUAGCUCCUGCCUCCUCUCCUGAAAAGGCUGCCCCUCCUAGUCCUCAGUCACCAGCAUUCGACUCCUUUAGUUCCUUCACCUUCCCUUCCUUACCCCUCUC